This is a messenger RNA of Lachancea nothofagi CBS 11611, 1356 nucleotides long. Lineage: Eukaryota; Fungi; Ascomycota; Saccharomycetes; Saccharomycetales; Saccharomycetaceae. The record is from the annotation of a GenBank genome assembly.
AUGGGCCCUGCGAUACCUCCGGAGAACAGCCUGCCGUCCAGUGCGCUGGAGCCUGUCGCGCCUCCCAAAGUGCGGCUCCAGUGUAAAUUCUAUCUGCAACAAAAGCGCAGGCGCUGUGCGAUGACUAGAAAACGUGAUUCCGAAUACUGUUCAGAACAUCUGAAUCUUCUGAAGCAGGGCUCGGAUUCCGUGAAAGGGCGCCGCAUCGCGUGUCCCAUAGAUCCCAGGCAUUCUGUCUGGGAGAAGGACGUUGCUCGCCAUAGCCGAAAAUGCGACACUGUGAAGAAAAACGCACAACCCGUCGACUGCGCUUGGUUCAAGCUGAAUUACAACUGGGUCUCCCCGGUCCCAGGAGUCUCUACCGAACCCGUCGAAAACCCAACACUGCUACGGGCUAUCCCGAUACUGAACCGGUGUUACGAGUCGAAUUUUGGAAAUUCCUCACUCCCACUAGUCGUCAAAUCCAACACAACACUGGAGUCGCAUCGCUUUCCGCAACUGCUAGGUUCCAAAAAACACGCCCUGCAACAGUCCUCCCUGAUCCAGCAUCUGCUGGAGAAUUCCAUGUUCCCCAAUGAGGCCAAAGACAACAUCACGUAUAUCGAGUUUGGAUGUGGCCGCGCUGAGUUUUCUCGUUAUGUGAAUCGCAGUGUAUUUGACCACCAGAAUAAAGCCAACGUUGAGACUCUCAAACAGACUGGUUUUCUAUUAAUCGACCGUGCAUCCAACAGAAUGAAGUUUGAUUCCAAAUUCAAAGACGAUAUAGACGAGCUCUGCAGGGGCGGCGAUAUUCCUUUGCAAAAUAGAACAAUCCCGGUUUUAGACCGCAAAAAAAUUGACAUCAAGGAUCUCUAUAUCGACAAUCUUUUACAGCAAUCAAAUUCUGGCUGUGUGGCCAUCUCCAAACAUCUGUGUGGCGUGGCAACAGACUUGACCAUUAGAUGCUGUCUCAACAGUGAGUCACUACACCAGAAAGACCAAAGACUCGAGGGAAUGGUAAUCGCCAUGUGCUGCAGGCACGUUUGUGAUGCUCAACAGUACGUGAAUCAACCUUAUAUCGAAAAUCUGAUACAAGACUCUGACAUUUCAUACUCGGAUUUUUUCAACUCUCUGAAAAAGAUUGCAUCCUGGGCCGUGUGCGGCAGGAAAUGUGAUGUGCUGGACUCUGACGUUAAUAAUCAUUUCUCCAACUUGCCCGUUGUCGAGCGGGAAAAGCUUGGUGAGAAGGCAAGGCGGAUUAUAGAUGAAGGUCGGGCUGAGUAUUUGAGGAAUCAUGGUUACAAAGUCAAAUUGGUGAGAUACAUAGAACCUUCAGUGUCAUUAGAAAAUGUAGCGAUGAUUGUAAAUAAACUUUGA